Dentiscutata erythropus is the source of this 341-nucleotide messenger RNA. The record is from the annotation of a GenBank genome assembly. NCBI's taxonomy places the organism in Eukaryota, Fungi, Glomeromycota, Glomeromycetes, Diversisporales, Gigasporaceae.
GUAAAUUUGAUAUAUCUAUUAUAAUAAGAAAUACAGAUGGGAAAUCAGUAGAAAAUGUAUUAUUGGUAUUUCCACUUGCUCAAUCAGUAACAAAUGUUAAUGCUACAUGUAAUCUUGGUUCUUAUAUUUAUGAUCCUGUAACAAAGAGUAUAAAAUGGGAUUUGGGAAAAAUAGAAACCAAAGAUAGAACACCAAAUUUAUCAGGAAAUUUUAGUUGUCUUGAACAAACACCAGAAUCAGGAUAUACAAUUACACUUGAUUUUGUUAUAAAUAUGUUUGCUAUAUCAGGACUUAAAGUGGAUAGUUUGAAACUUUAUAAUGAAGGAUAUAAACCAUAUAAG